Molecule: messenger RNA, 1176 nt
Organism: Microplitis mediator
Lineage: Eukaryota; Metazoa; Arthropoda; Insecta; Hymenoptera; Braconidae
Product: putative ankyrin repeat protein RF_0381
Exons: 2
Coding region: 1-1176 (391 amino acids)
Molecular function (GO): protein binding
Source: RefSeq, a predicted model, not a curated record
AUGGAAUUAAACCGUUUAACCUAUACCUACGAAUACGUUUGCAACUUGAUUGAACAAGGAGUUAUCGUAGAUAUUGAUACUGUGGUUCCAGUCAUGGGUGGUUUAACGCUGCUUCAGAUCGCAACUUUCAACAAUGAUAAAAAAUUGGUGGAUUAUCUGCUUCGCAAGAAAGCUAAUGUACAUUCAAAAAGCCGAUACUGGGGUACAGCUCUUCAUACUGCUGUCAUAAUGAAGUACCUGCCUAUAACUGAGAGUCUAAUAAAUUAUGGGGCAGACGUUAAUGCUCGGGUACUUGUGGACCCUUAUGUGACUCGUUUCCGGUAUCCAGUUAACGAAAAUGAUGAAGAUAUUCCUGAGUUUUUAUUGAAAAGAGACGACGAUGUGAAUAGGACAUUGAUUCUUUAUGAAUUGUGUUUUGCCAAAUCACCAUUACAAAUUGCUGUUGAUCAAAGUAAAGAAGAAAUGGUGGAGCUACUUUUAAAAAGAACUUCUCUACAUUUUGCUGUCAAAUGCCUGAACACGGAAGCAGUAGAAUUGAUCCUUAAUGAUAGUAUGGUUGAUCAAAAUAUAGUGACAGUGUGUGAAAAUUCAGCGCUUCAUUACGCAAUUGAGUUCGCAACCGACGAUACGAUCAUUAGACAACUUCUAAAUGCUGGUAUUGAUAUCAAUUUAAUAAACAGUGAUGGUGAAACAGCUUUUACUUUAAAUCUUAAUAAUUCACCAAAAGUUAAUGACGCAAUUAUCGAACAUAUUGCAAAACUCAGUGCGGCGAAUUUUUAUAUCCAUAAACAAAAUUUGGCAAUCGUAAAUCAAGAACAAUUCGGUAAAUUACGCAUUCAGUGUUUAAGUGAAUUAGAAAAAAUGAAGAUAACAUAUGUUUGUACGAGCAAUGUUACAUAUUAUAAUGUUCUGUGCAAUAAAUGUGAGCACAAAUUGGCUGUUAGUUUAAAGUAUGUUAGUGAUAGUGAUAUUUUUGAUUUGGACAUUCCAUCUCUUUUUCCACUAUACGGUGGAAUGAUAAGUUAUCGUUUAAAAAAAGCAUUAGGACGAAAAAAAAUGUUAUUCAAAGCUAUUAGUUUAACUAACGAUAUUUUCGAUGAAAUCCAACUCCCAAGUACGUUUACAAAGGAUAUUUUUAAAUUACUAACCAAUAAAGACUUGAAAAAAUUACAAUGA